Messenger RNA from Rhizophagus irregularis DAOM 181602=DAOM 197198, 759 nucleotides. RefSeq lists its product as uncharacterized. The record is from RefSeq and is a predicted model, not a curated record. NCBI's taxonomy places the organism in Eukaryota, Fungi, Glomeromycota, Glomeromycetes, Glomerales, Glomeraceae.
AAGAGAAUAUUACAUUUUUCUGUCUUCCGCAUCAAGCAUGAUAAAGAAUAUUAGCAUGAUGAGUUUUUUGAUUUUUGAACUUGAUUUUGGAUUUCUUUAAUGCUCUUGCUGUGUUGGUUUGAGAAAUUUGUAAAUUUCUAAGUACUUAUGUCAAUUUCAUCUCAAUUCAUUAUAAAGCUAUAACGAAGAAUUUUAAAGAAUUUAAUUGGUUGCUUCAUUAUAACGAGUUUACUAUUUGAUUGGUUGAAUGUCACAUGAUUCGUUAUAUCAUGAGUGAGAGCCGACUGUUCUGUCAUGGUAUUAUAUAUAUAUGUUAUAUUAUUUUCUCAGAGUAUAAUCAGUAUAUAGUAUUUAAUUAUGGUACGAUAUUAUUUAAGGUAUGGUCAAUUAUUUAUAGAUAUUAUUGAUUUAGAAGAAUUUGAUGAACCGUUAGAAUAUGAUUCUUUUGCAGUGGAUACUGAAGAAAUAAAUCAAGAUGAUGAAGAAUCUGAAGUAUCUGUAUUUACAAGAGACACUUUAAUCAAAGAUGUUAGACGCACUUUAGCUCCAAUUGAAUAUCCAGUAACUUCAUUGAAAAAUCAUCCAAAAGAUCGAAAAAAUCCCUUAAUAAGGAAAAGUCCUGCAUAUCAAAAAAAAAUUAUUAUUGAUGAAAAAGAUAAUAAUCUAACUGAAAUUAAUGCGAUUGAAGAACGGAAGGUUUCACUAGAAGAAAGAAAGCCAAAGCUCAAACAAUAUGAAAUUGAUUUAAAAUACAAAUAA